Messenger RNA from Erigeron canadensis, 2471 nucleotides. Its product is annotated as probable methyltransferase PMT11. Gene Ontology annotation, molecular function: methyltransferase activity. The coding region runs from base 16 to 2046 and encodes 676 amino acids. Gene Ontology annotation, cellular component: cytoplasm; trans-Golgi network; endosome. Lineage: Eukaryota; Viridiplantae; Streptophyta; Magnoliopsida; Asterales; Asteraceae. The transcript is spliced from 9 exons. The record is from RefSeq and is a predicted model, not a curated record.
AUAUAUAUAAGAAAGAUGAAAUCAUCAAUUGUAAUUAAAUCAGCUGGAUUUAUAUUUAUUGCACUAGCUUUUUUCUAUUUAGGUAUGCACUGGUCUGAUGAUAAUAAUUAUCAAAAUCAAUUAGUCUUUUUCAAUCCUAAUAACUUAAAUUUAAACCCUAGAAUCUCAAUUUCCCCUAAUUUCAAUAAAACUUUUGAUAUUACUUCAUUUAUUAGCGUUAAUGAUACUUCAGCUAUUAUUAACAACAAUAAUACGGCCGGAAAAGUAAACGAAAACGAUCAUACGUUAGUUUUACCUCCGGUUUCGGUAAAUGUGAUAUUGUCUCCUCCGCCGCCGGUGCCGCCGGUGCAGAGGUUGGGGAUAGUGGAUGAGAAUGGGGUAAUGAGGAGUGAUUUUGAGGUAGGAGAGUUUGAUCCGGAUGUGGUGGAGAGUUGGAAUAAUGAGACGGAGGUGACGGAUGGGGAUGUGGAAGGGGUUAGGGUUAGUGUGCCGAAAUUUGGGAAGUGUAAGGCGAUUAUGAGUGAUUAUAUACCUUGUAUGGAUAAUGUGGAGGUGAUUAAGAGGUUGAAGUCGACGAAGAAAGGGGAGAAGUUUGAGAGACAUUGUCCGGAGAAUGGUAAGGGGUUGAAUUGUUUGGUGCCGAAUCCUAAAGGCUAUAAAGCUCCGAUUCCUUGGCCAAGAAGCCGCGAUGAGGUGUGGUAUAGCAAUGUUCCACAUGCACAGUUAGCUGAAUAUAAGGGUGGUCAAAAUUGGAUUGUUGCAUAUAAGGAUAAAUUUAGGUUUCCGGGAGGUGGUACACAGUUCAUACAUGGUGCAGAUCAAUAUAUAGAUCAGAUUUCAAAGAUGAUUCCAGAGAUUGCUUUUGGGAAGCAUACACGGGUUGUAUUAGACAUUGGAUGUGGUGUAGCAAGUUUCGGUGCAUAUUUAACUUCACGAAACGUACUUACUAUGUCUGUAGCUCCAAAAGAUGUACAUGAGAAUCAGAUUCAGUUUGCUUUGGAGCGUGGUGUGCCUGCAAUGUUGGCAGCUUUUGCAACAAAACGAUUGCUCUAUCCAAGCCAGGCUUUUGAUUUAAUUCAUUGUUCAAGAUGUAGAGUUAAUUGGACUCGUGAUGAUGGGAUUUUGCUGCUUGAGGUCAAUAGAUUGCUCCGGGCAGGAGGAUAUUUUGUUUGGGCAGCACAACCAGUUUACAAGCAUGAGGCACUGCUUGAAGAACAAUGGGAAGAGAUGAUGAACCUUACAAAUUGUCUUUGUUGGAAUCUUGUGAAGAAAGAGGGGUACAUUGCAAUUUUGCAGAAACCCCUUGACAACAGUUGCUAUUUAAACCGUGAUUCAGAGACCCAACCCCCAUUGUGUCGUAAGGAGGACAACCCAGACGAUGUUUGGUACGUUGAUUUAAAGCCAUGUAUUACUCCAUUGCCUGAAGAUAGAGCAGGAGCAAACACUACCACAUGGCCCGCAAGAUUGCAUAAUCCUCCUGAGAGGCUCCAAAGCAUAAAGCUUGAUGCCUUUGUAUCUAGAAAAGAUCUCUUUAAAGCAGAAUCAAAAUACUGGAGAGAAAUAAUUGAUAGUUACCUGCGCUCUUUACAUUGGAAAAAAUGGAAACUUAGAAAUGUGAUGGACAUGAGAGCUGGCUUUGGAGGAUUUGCAGCAGCCUUGGUGGAUAAUCAACUAGAUUGUUGGGUUAUGAAUGUUGUUCCUGUUAGUGGUCCAAACACUUUGCCUGUCAUUUAUGAUCGUGGACUUCUUGGAGUUAUGCAUGAUUGGUGUGAACCAUUUGACACAUACCCAAGAACCUACGAUCUCUUGCAUGCGGCGGGUCUUUUCUCAGUUGAGCAAAAAAGAUGCAACAUGUCAAGCAUCAUGCUCGAGAUGAAUAGAAUGUUAAGACCUGGGGGUCAUGUGUACAUUCGUGAUUCUAUUUUGGUGAUGGAUGAACUUCAAGAGAUUGGGAAGGCCAUUGGUUGGCAUGUGAGUCUUAGAGAUACAGCUGAGGGGCCUCAUGCAAGUUACCGAAUCCUUAUAUGUGAUAAACGCCUCAAGUAAUGAAGUCUAACAAUUGAAGACCAAAAUCAAGAUCUUGUUCUCUCUCUCUCAAUGACAUAAAGGGUUAUUCUCUCUUCUUGAACUGCGUUUUUGUGUUUCUUUCAACCUCAACCUUAACAAAGAGAUGAAAGAUUAUCAGAUCUUAAAGUAAAGGCCUUUCUAUGUAAAAAUCUGAGUGAUGUAGUUAGCCUUCCGAUUCCAAUUAAUCUUUUUACUUGAACGCAGUUUACAUUGAGUAUAGUUAGUUGUUUCUUCUUGUCCAAAAGAAUGGCUAGAAAUUGUGUACAAAGGGUAGUACCAAAAUCUUUUUUCAAGAUUGUAUGUAGUUUAUCCAACCAGCCCAAUAAGCUGGGUUUGCUUUGCAUAGUGAUUGCAAAACAUUAUUCAAGUACAUAUGCAGAAAUUCAGAAUCAAUCCAUUUUGUA